AUGCGCGCUACCAUGAUUGUUGCUUUUGGUACUGCCUUUGCUGCUCCCCUGUUGGCGAGUGCCUUCUCCUUCGAUACUUUUUAUGCCCGUGACUUGGGCAGCCUCCAGUCUCGAGAGCCACAGUUCCAUAUGGCAAGAGAGUGGGACGAUUUGACUCGACGGGAUGUCGAGUACCUCGACCGCCGUGACGACGCGUACACGUACGUCGCACGACAGUUGUACGACCUCGAGCGGCGCGAAGAGUCGCUGCGCAAAUUCGCGCGUGAGUUGCGUCUCGUCUGUCACGUAGAAGGCAGCGAGGACGAACGCGAGGAGAAGGCGUUCUUUAAGAAACUGGAAUCUGACAAGAAGAAGGAGAAGAAGGAGAAGGAGGAGAAGAAGGCGAAGGCGAAGAAGGAGAAGGAGGAGAAGGAGGAAGUGGAAAAGAAGGAGAAAGCAAAACCGUCUCCGAAGCCUGCCACAAAGAAGGAGGCCGAGAAGCAGCCAAACACCAAGGGUAGCUCUCAACAUUUCCAGGGCUGA
Fibroporia radiculosa is the source of this 522-nucleotide messenger RNA. RefSeq lists its product as uncharacterized. The record is from RefSeq and is a predicted model, not a curated record. Bases 1 to 522 code for a protein of 173 amino acids. The transcript has 2 exons. Lineage: Eukaryota; Fungi; Basidiomycota; Agaricomycetes; Polyporales; Fibroporiaceae.